CAGCCACAGCAGAUACUUUGCCCCAGCAGUGUUUGUCGAGUCAAAGGUUUUCCUGAACAGCGGUUCACUUCACUUUGUCCCUAGCUGACGUCUGUGACUGUAGUUUACUCUGGACAUGAUGGCUGCUGUUCAGAAACUCUUUCCUUCUACUCCUAAAGCACCUGUAAGGCAGGGGAUUUACAGCCAGGCGGUGGUGGUGGAUCGGACCAUGUACAUCUCCGGCCAGCUGGGGCUAGACGUGGCUUCAGGGAAGCUGGUGGAGGGAGGGGUACAGGCUCAGGCCAGACAGGCUCUGGUCAAUAUGGGAGAGAUCCUGAAAGCAGCUGGAUGUGGUUAUGACAAUGUCGUCAAGACAACCGUGCUGUUGGCAGACAUCAAUGACUUUGUCAACGUCAACGAUGUUUAUAAGACAUUUUUCAGCAAAAACUUCCCUGCCAGAGCAGCCUACCAGGUUGUUGCCCUCCCCAGAGGUGGUCUGGUGGAGAUCGAGGCUGUGGCUAUUCUGGGACCCAUCUCUGAGUCCUGACUAACCGGCCAGAGCAUCAACAAGCUGUAAACUAACUAACCUGGAAGUGAACGUUUAACAAUCUUGAAAUAGUCCUAGUGUAAACAUUAAUGAAAUUAACCCAAACCACUCUGAGACUUAGACUCACUGCUCAGACAUUCCAAGGCCUUGAAGAGGAUAUAUAUUGUCAUGACAUGUUCCUGUUUGUACACUGAACAAAAAUAUAAAUGGAACAUAUAAGUGUUGGUCCCAUGUUUCAUGAGCUGAAAUAAAAGAUCCCAGAAAAGUUAAA
Molecule: messenger RNA, 797 nt
Organism: Oncorhynchus masou masou (cherry salmon)
Lineage: Eukaryota; Metazoa; Chordata; Actinopteri; Salmoniformes; Salmonidae
Product: 2-iminobutanoate/2-iminopropanoate deaminase-like
Exons: 6
Coding region: 116-526 (136 amino acids)
Cellular component (GO): mitochondrion; cytosol
Molecular function (GO): deaminase activity
Source: RefSeq, a predicted model, not a curated record